This is a messenger RNA of Trichosporon asahii var. asahii CBS 2479, 837 nucleotides long. RefSeq lists its product as uncharacterized. Bases 1 to 837 code for a protein of 278 amino acids. The record is from RefSeq and is a predicted model, not a curated record. The transcript has 3 exons. Lineage: Eukaryota; Fungi; Basidiomycota; Tremellomycetes; Trichosporonales; Trichosporonaceae.
AUGAGGAAACCAGACACAUCUCCGGUCGCUGCUGGUGUCAUUCAUGCGCUGAGUGGAGGGUACGAGUACGACGGUGACGGUGACGCGGUCAUCAACCAUUACGGGCGUGAGUACGAGCGAUUUGAGCUGCCAUCAGCUGCCAGGCACGCCAGGCACGACAUUGAAUUUCACACCGAUAAGAAGUCAGACGCGCGCGCGUCCGACCAACUGACCACCCAUCGAUCAGGAAUAGCCGGCGCCGGCCGGCACUUCAACUCCACCCACUCGACCAUGACCGAAAUUGACUCGAUGGCCACUGCGGCGAACGGGGACGCCAACACCAAGAAGCGAAAACUGGACACAACAGAGACGCAAGGCGGCGAGGCGCAGAAUGCUGCGGGCAUCUCAUCAAAUGCGGCGACUUCCAACGGAAACUCUUCAUCAUCAGAAGCGCCAGAAACCGAGAUCAAGCGACUAGAAGGCGCUCUGCGGAAAGCAGACGAGUCCAUUCGGCAGAUGCAGGCGUCGCGCGAAGCUAUAGCGGGGCGGCUAAACGAGCUCGGGCGGAAUGUCGUCAUCAAGCCGUGGACGCAGGAGCAUCUGAAGACGGUGGUAGAGCAUCACCUCGACGAGUUCCAAGCCGAGUAUGCGCUAUGUGAUGGUGUCGAGAGCCUACCGGACGACGCAAAGGAGGACGCGAUCCGCAUCCUCAAGAUGCGCCGUGCCAUCUACACCGGGUAUCAGAGUGACGGCACUGGAUAUCGAGACGCAGACGGGAGCUGGAUCGACUUCGAGCCUACCGAAGAAGAUCUGCGAUCAUUCAGGUGGGAGGACGCCGAUACCUUGUGGACACAGUAG